Molecule: messenger RNA, 3490 nt
Organism: Aspergillus glaucus CBS 516.65
Lineage: Eukaryota; Fungi; Ascomycota; Eurotiomycetes; Eurotiales; Aspergillaceae
Product: putative C6 transcription factor
Exons: 8
Coding region: 123-3098 (991 amino acids)
Biological process (GO): regulation of DNA-templated transcription; DNA-templated transcription
Molecular function (GO): DNA-binding transcription factor activity, RNA polymerase II-specific; DNA binding; zinc ion binding
Source: RefSeq, a predicted model, not a curated record
ACUACUGUCGCCGUCGCUCACAACAACCAGAUUACCUGCUCCGGUGCUCAAUCAACUGUCUUCCUUAAACUGCAAGUUCGAAUGCCCAAUGUUCUGGGAUCACGGAUGAUUGUUUGCUCGCAAUGAGCCAACCGUCUUCCAUGAAGAACGGCUGCAACGGCAUUGCUGCUCACCCUGUCCCGGUGCCUCCGCCUAGACAGAUUCGUUUUGUCUCAACGGAUGGCCAACCGCAGACGAAACGGCGUCGAGUGAACGCAGCAUGCCGCACCUGUCGCAGGCGCAAGAUACGUUGCUCGGGCGAACAGCCAGUUUGCAAGACAUGUACCGACUACAAUCAUACUUGUCUGGGAUACAGUGAACCUCCUUCUCAUGUCCGGUCGCAAUCCGAUAGUGCACCGCGGCGCCCUGACCUGUCUUCACUACAUUCCUCCACUGAGGCGAUUAAACCUGGAAAUGCUCGAGCAGUGGAGAGCCAGUCUCCAGAUCCUCCUCGGCGACAGAAUGGACCACCGCAUAAACGCAGAGCGUCCGAGACACACAAACCCACAACAGGCCCCAAGAAUGCCUUCCCAUUCAAGAAUCCCUCCUUCCGUACUGCCAAGAAUCUCGGACAGCAACAUGCAGCAGAAGAUAGUCCCGGAAGCAGCCGCAGCUCCAUAAGCGCUAAUCCUCGUGCUCAAGUACCAUAUUUCAGGUAUUUCGGCCCAACUGCCAUUGUCCCGGGCUUCAAACAAAUGCUUGUUGAAAUUCGAGGUUCUCGGAAGAGCAACCCAUCAUCAGACUCAUCAUCAUUCCCUUCCCGAAGUCCAAAGUCCACUGGCACUAGACUGAACACUAUGAGCGCCAUAUCCGAUAGUAGCCGGGACGACAAUAAGAUUCCCUUUUACGACACCAAUGACAGCUCACUCGUUAGCAAUCUUGUGACCCAUCUGUGCGAAUUGUUCUUCGAGCACCUUGGAUGCAACUUCCCCUUUUUGCAACGAGAUAGAUUCCUUCGGGGCCUCAAGGACAAAAAGGUUAAUACGAUGCUCGUUAAUGUGGUCUGUGCACUGUCAGCGCGAUUCUCCCCACAUCCGUUAUUGGGUCCUCCACAGUCGCUCACAAUCGAUGGCUACGAAGAGCCACAUGACUGGAAAAUGUCUGAUCGUGGUCAUCCGUUUGCUUGCAGGGCCAGGGGCGCCUUGGUUGACUCUCUGUCAUGCCCAACUCUCUCGGUGGCGCAGGCGUGUCUGCUACUGGCCUACGAGGAAUUUGGUUCAAACCGAGACAGUGGUCUAUGGAUGUAUCUGGGAAUCUCAAUACGGAUGGCCCAAGAUUUGGGCAUACAGAAAAGGUAUGGCCCACACGGACCAACUGAUGAGUCCAUUGGCGAAGAGCCGGGCGACGAUCACCGUGAAGUCUCUGAACUGUCCAACAGCCCUGAUGAAAGCGUACAAGAUAUUGAAGAUUCCAGUCGAGAGCGCGAAGACACUUUCUGGUGUAUCUACUUCCUUGAUCGGGUGAUUUCAUCAGGCACGGGCAGGCCAGUGACGUUGGUUGAUGAAGAUAUACAAUUGUGCUUUCCUGCACAAUCAGAGUCGGUGGUUUCGAAUGGUUGGCCAGCUCCGUUUCCGCCACUCAUUCGGAUUAUACAUCUUUACGGAAGGGCCACCGAUAUCAUCAACGGAAUCCAGGACGUCAACGAUGUCACGGAUGAGACGGUGAAGCGACUGGCCGGUCUGGAAUCAGACUUGACAGGCAUUUAUUCGGCAUUAUCCUCCAAGCUCUAUUUUGAUGCAGCCAAUCUCCAGCAGUACGCGAUGGCCAAAGAAGGAACGAGUUUCAUACUUCUACAUCUUUGGUUCCAUGCCUUGAUCGUUCUACUCCAUCAACCAACCCUGUUGCAUUCGUUUGGUGGCACUAUCCAACAACUUUAUCCAAACAGCAGGCCACUGGCAAUGUCUUCUGCCAAGACUAUCGCGGAUAUCGCCUCAUUCUCAGAGUUGAUGGAUAGCAAAAGCUUCGUUGGAAACCCGUUUACGAGCCAACCCAUGUACAUCGCGGCGUGCGCUUUUCUGAUGGAAAGCGCAUAUUAUGCGUCACCAGACUCCAAAUCCGGUAUCUCUCCUCAACCGCUGUUGGCCAACCAAUCCAGCGGUUUUGUGAUGCCCAAUAUGGGUUUGGCAAACGGAUCCGAGCAAAGGUCUAUCGGCGCCACGCAGCACCAUCUUCUCGCAAAAUCCGCCAAGGACAACUAUCAGAAGUGCUACAAAGCUUUGAAGGCGCUCGAAAUGUAUUGGGAUGGUACCAAGUAUAUUCUGACCGUGCUCGACCAGAAGGCCAAGGGAAUAGUCGACCCUCUGUUGUACACGGCGGAAGAGGUGGGAGAUGCUCCUGUGCAGUCUUUGACCACAAGGAAACGGCAACGACAGCCUUCAUCGGAUGUCCCGUUGAACUCGGACUCACAGGCUACAGCUGAUGUUGCUCCUUCAACUGAGGGGAGGCUAGCAAGACUCGACCCCAGCCAAGCGAUUGGAUGGGCCCUUACCAACGCUGCGGACCCUCACAAUCCUAAUUUGAGUGUCUUGUACCAGAAUCCGGCAGCACAUACGAACUCAGCACCGACGAGACCAACACACCCCUCCCAAUACAGCCAUAGCUAUCCCAACACUGGGCAGAGUUCGAAUGCAUAUUCACAAUCUGUCGAGUCCCCCAGUCAUAUCCACACGACCCGAAGCCCGCCUAUUCUUUCAGUCCACGGCAUUCCUGCAUCGGGAGCCAAUCCUUAUAUUGGUUUGAACGCGUCCUAUCCCUCAUCUGGUCACUCUUCGUCGACGUACAACCAGAGCCUACCUCCAUCUCAACUUGGUACAGCAGCGCCGGAGUUUCAUUAUCAAAUCCCACCAGGUCCGAAUGAUCAUCAACCUGGUGAUUACUACCACCCGGGGUUCCAUUCCAGCGCAAACGACGUCUUAAUUGAAAGUCAAAACAUUGACAUGAACAUGCUCCAUGACCCAGGAAAUCUCCCGUUCCUCAACGGCGAUGGUCUUACAUGGCUGGAGUACCUACCACCCGACGUUGCCAGUCUAUUUGGGGAACAUCCACACUACCCUUCUUAAUUUGUCACGACUUUUUAAUCCUCUCCCCUUCUCAUAUUUAGCGGCAUGUCUUGCGGGAUUUUUACGAAUUUACUAGCGAUCGGUGCUACCAUAGUAUUUAAACCUUUAUGGAGACGGAAGUAUCUGGUGUUGGAUAUAGAUGUCUUGUCUCACGAGGAUUACGCAGCAUGCAGCGUGUAUUGUUCUUUUUGCUUAUCUUUCUGGGUUAUGAUUGUGAUGUCUUCUUUUGGUUAGAGACGAUGCUUUGGAGGGCAAAAAGUAGUGUCUUUGUUUUGAUGUUUUGUUGCCUUUGGCCACGACGUUUUCUAUGGGAAUAUGAAAAUCGCCUCGGUAUAAAGGCGCACUGGAUUCAUUCUGGGAUUUCUGGAUUUUGUGUAGUCUUACCCUACAGG